AUGAGUGACGCUUACGAACGCGAGCAACAGAAUAAUGCGUUGCUGAGCGGCCUUUCGUCAAAGGUUUCUGCCCUCCGAUCCGUCACCAUUGAUAUCCAUGACCACGCACGGGAUCAUGACACGAUCGACCACUCGAACGAGGUGUUCUCGUCCUUUUCAUCCAACUUGAAAGGCAGCGCCACCCGCUUGACACGAAUGGCCAAACAAGGUGACACCGUCGCGGUGCUGAAGGUUGCCGGUAUCUGCAUCGGAGUCGUCCUCUUUUUCUACAUUUUGAUCGGAUGGAUCUUUUGA
Molecule: messenger RNA, 294 nt
Organism: Penicillium oxalicum
Lineage: Eukaryota; Fungi; Ascomycota; Eurotiomycetes; Eurotiales; Aspergillaceae
Product: SNARE domain- containing protein
Exons: 3
Coding region: 1-294 (97 amino acids)
Biological process (GO): intra-Golgi vesicle-mediated transport
Source: RefSeq, a predicted model, not a curated record